Molecule: messenger RNA, 3072 nt
Organism: Perognathus longimembris pacificus (Pacific pocket mouse)
Lineage: Eukaryota; Metazoa; Chordata; Mammalia; Rodentia; Heteromyidae
Gene: Nsmf
Product: NMDA receptor synaptonuclear signaling and neuronal migration factor
Exons: 15
Coding region: 444-2060 (538 amino acids)
Biological process (GO): regulation of neuronal synaptic plasticity; positive regulation of neuron migration
Cellular component (GO): cytoplasm; nucleus
Molecular function (GO): protein binding
Source: RefSeq, a predicted model, not a curated record
CAAGGCGAGCCCCUCAGCCCUUGUUCCUCCCUGGUAUGCACGCCUGCUGCCCUGAGGGGGAGCAUGCUAGUCCUCGGCCACCUGCACUGGACAGGACGGGACCCCUAGCUCUUGCCCUGGGUCCCAGAGACUCAGGGGUAGCUGGAGGGAGGAUGGCCUAGCCCCGCCCAAGUCUGCGUCACGGGAGGGGAGGGGUUAUCGCAAGCCCCGCCCAAGGCCUGCGUCACGGGGCGGGGCCGUCGCCUGUGGUCGGGCCGCGGGCUCUGCGGGCCCGCAGAACGCAGCGUGAUCAGUGCGGCCAUGCGGGCCCCGGGUCCGAUCCCGAGCGCAGCCCCGAGCCCCAAACCCAGCGCGACCCCCGGCGCGGUGCGGCUCCCCCGGCGGAGGCGGCGGGCGCGGGGCGCGCUCUGAGGCCCGGGGGAUGCGCCGCCGCCGCCGCAGCCAUGGGCGCUGCCGCCUCCAGGAGGAGGGCGCUGAGAAGCGAGGCCAUGUCCUCCGUGGCGGCCAAAGUGCGGGCAGCCAGAGCGUUUGGAGAGUACCUGUCCCAGAGUCACCCUGAGAACCGCAACGGUGCAGAUCACCUGCUGGCUGACGCCUACUCUGGCCACGAGGGGUCCCCUGAGAUGCAGCCCGCCCCCCAGAACAAGCGCCGCCUCUCCCUCGUCUCCAACGGCCGCUAUGAGGGCAGCCUCUCAGAAGAGGCUGCCAGUGGGGAACCUGCCGCAGAGGGCCCCCAGCCCCGUGUAUACACCAUCUCUGGGGAGCCCACCCUGCUGCCCAACUCUGAGGCCGAGUCCAUUGAGCUGGCUGUGGUAAAGGGGCGGCGGCAACGGGAGCGGCAUCCUCACCACCAUAGCCAGCCCCUGCGUGCCAGCCCAGGCAGCAGCCGCGAGGAUGUCAGCAGGCCAUGCCAGAGUUGGGCGGGUAGCCGCCAGGGCUCUAAGGAAUGUCCUGGAUGUGCCCAGCUGGCCCCUGGGCCCUCCCCUCGAGCCUUUGGGCUGGAGCAGCCGCCUUUGCCUGAGGCCUCUGGCCGCCGCAAGAAGCUAGAAAGGAUGUACAGCGUUGAUCGAGUGUCUGAUGAGGUCCCCAUCCGAACCUGGUUCCCCAAGGAAAACCUUUUCAGCUUCCAGACAGCAACCACAACUAUGCAAGCUGCUGACUUGCGGUGGUUUCCCAGGGUGUUCAGGGGCUACGCGGAGAGGAAGCGCCGGAAACGGGAGAAUGAUUCCGCGUCGGUAAUCCAGAGAAACUUCCGAAAACACCUACGCAUGGUCGGCAGUCGGCGGGUGAAGGCCCAGACGUUCGCUGAGCGGCGCGAGCGGAGCUUCAGCCGGUCCUGGAGCGACCCCACCCCCAUGAAAGCCGACACUUCCCACGACUCCCGAGACAGCAGUGAUCUGCAGAGCUCACACUGCACACUGGACGAGGCCUGUGAGGACCUAGACUGGGACACCGAGAGAGGCCUGGAGGCUGUGGCCUGCGACACUGAGGGCUUCUUGCCACCCAAGGUCAUGCUCAUCUCCUCCAAGGUGCCGAAGGCUGAGUAUAUCCCCACCAUCAUCCGCAGGGACGAUCCCUCCAUCAUCCCUAUUCUCUACGACCAUGAGCAUGCGACCUUUGAGGACAUCUUGGAGGAGAUAGAGAAGAAACUGAAUGUGUAUCACAAGGGGGCCAAGAUCUGGAAGAUGCUGAUUUUCUGCCAGGGAGGCCCCGGACACCUCUAUUUGCUCAAGAACAAGGUAGCCACGUUUGCCAAAGUGGAGAAGGAAGAGGACAUGAUCCACUUCUGGAAACGACUGAGCCGCCUGAUGAGCAAAGUAAACCCCGAGCCGAAUGUUGUCCACAUCAUGGGCUGCUACAUCCUGGGGAACCCCAACGGGGAGAAGCUGUUCCAGAACCUCAGGACCCUCAUGACCCCUUACAGGGUCACCUUCGAGUCGCCCUUAGAGCUGUCUGCCCAAGGGAAGCAGAUGAUCGAGACCUACUUUGACUUCCGCCUGUACCGCCUGUGGAAGAGCCGCCAGCACUCAAAGCUGCUGGACUUUGAGGAUGUCCUCUGAGGAACACAGGGCGCGCCCAGUACCACCAGAUGCUUCCUCUGGUCUGGGAAGCUAGGGCUGGGCUGCCUCCUGCGCACAGGGUCGUGCGGCCCGUGACUUGUCCAGAGCUCUUCAGGGACCCUCAAGACAUUGCUCAGGUUCUCGUGGGGCCAGGUCCUCACUGCACCAAUGGGCCACAGAGCCUUCAGUCCUGAGGGCCUGGAGGAACCAGUGGACUCUUGGUGGCCAGGCACUGACCUGCCAAGCCUCGCCUGGAGGCUGCAGUGUUGAGAAUCCCCUCCAUGGGGUUAUAGAAAUAAGUGCAAUUUUUUACAACCCUGAAACAAUUUGAAGGGAAGCAGAGUUACCAGUUACCUGUUUCAGCUCUGUGCUGCGCGUUACAGCAGACUCAGUCCGGUGUGUGUUCAGGUCUCUGUCUCCCAGCCCCUCAGCCCUGCCGUAUUUGAUCACCAGCACCAGGGUGGCCCUUCUGUGUGAGGCGGCGCUGCCCAGCUGCCCAGCCUGGCCCUGUCUGCACUGACCAGUUUGGUCAGCUCCCUCCCCUCCUGCCGCCCACUGCUCGCUCUGACCUCAGUUGGCACUGGGCCUGGCAAGGGGCAACCUGGGCAGUAUGAGGAAAGAGCCUAGCCCCCCUCUUCUUGUAGGGGGGGCUAGGUUGGCGCCCACUCCCCACUUCCAAGCCUGCCCAUUUCCCUCACUGCUGCUGAGCUCAGCUCAUCUGGAGGCCUGGCGGGAGCCUGGUUGGGGCUGAGCCCCAGAUGGCCAGAACCUCACCAAGCUCUGGAGUGGAGUCUGGACCCAGCACCCAGGUCCAAGAGCCAAGUAGCUGGUUGGCUGUGGGAGUCCCACAGAGUGGGCUUUCUUGUAUAUAGUUGGGGUUUGGGGGCUGGCCCCCCUUUUCAGAGCCUGGGGCCUGAGGGCACCUGGCUGUGUCCCUGGCCAAGGGGGUGGGGGCUGGGCUCUGAACAGUGUACCAUGUCCCCUAGAGUGACCAUUAAACCUGACCCUCUGU